Molecule: messenger RNA, 2990 nt
Organism: Oryzias melastigma (Indian medaka)
Lineage: Eukaryota; Metazoa; Chordata; Actinopteri; Beloniformes; Adrianichthyidae
Gene: otol1b
Product: otolin 1b
Exons: 5
Coding region: 148-1611 (487 amino acids)
Molecular function (GO): protein binding
Source: RefSeq, a predicted model, not a curated record
GCAAACACCCUCAUUGGUCCAAAGGUUUUUCUGACCAAGCCGGGCAGCGAUAUCAGAGAGACCCGGAGCGUCUACUGGUGCCUUUUAAGACCACUUAGAGAGGAUAAAUGAACGUACUACCUAUGCAUAACCCGAUCCAAGUCAACCAUGGGGAUUAUUUCCUGCCAGUCGGCUCUUGUAGUUCUAGUUGUUUUAGCCCUCACUACGAUCGGCUCCACUGAGGCCAAGGCAACACAGAAACCCAAGUACCAGUACACAAAGAAGCCCAUCCCUCAUGUCACAGCGCAGAACCCAGUUACUACCAGCAUCCCCAAGACCCUCAAGAUCGUGCCCACCCCCAACCCUGUGCAGCCCCAGCCGCAGCCCAUCACGGAGAGGUCCAUCUAUUCAAGCCACUCCUUCCCACACUCCCACAGCCAGCGCACUGAGCCCCCUGGUGUUGGACCUGAGAAUUACACGCUGGAUUACAACGAGUGCUACUUCAAUUUUUGUGAAUGCUGUCCUCCUGAAAGGGGCCCCAGGGGCCCAAAGGGAGACAGGGGCUUGGAAGGGCUACCAGGGGAAAGAGGCCCGGCAGGAUCACCAGGUUUACCUGGACAGCCAGGUUUCAGUGGUCCUAUAGGCUUCAAAGGAGACAAAGGGGAUAAAGGCGACAGAGGCUACGGUGGGCCAACUGGAGCACCUGGGAUUCCUGGGAAACCAGGACAAAAAGGUGAUGUUGGCUACAAAGGUGAAAAGGGGGAAAUUGGGUUGCAAGGUCUCAAAGGAGAAAGUGGGGAGAAAGGAGAGCCGGGUCACAAUGGGACCACCGGUGAGAAAGGAGAACCAGGACCAGAGGGGCCAGUUGGACCUCCAGGUGGGGCUCUUCAGGAGGGUCCUAAGGGAGAGAAGGGGGAUAAAGGGGAGUGUGGAAUAUUUGGAGAGAGAGGACCAAAAGGAGAGCGCGGGGAACCUGGGGCUCCCGGUGUUCCAGGUGGCAUGGGGAUUCCAGGUCUGAAUGGAAAACAUGGUGCUCCUGGCCCUGUAGGCCUAAGAGGAGAUCAGGGACCUCCUGGACCUCCGGGAGAACCAGGGAUGAGAGGGCCUUCUGGACCAGAAGGCAUACGAGGGAUGCCUGGGCCAAAAGGGGAUAGAGGUUACACCGGGAUGAGAGGUGAGCGGGGAUUUCGUGGAUUUAAAGGAGCAAAAGGAUGGAGUCUUCCUCAGAAACGAUCUGCAUUCAGCGUUGGUAUCUCCCCAAGAAAAUCCUUCCCUCCCUCUGGGUUCCCCAUCCGCUUUGACAAAAUAUUCUACAACGAACAGGACCACUUCAAUGUUUCUUCCAACCGCUUUACAUGCGUCCACCCAGGGGUUUAUGUCUUUUCCUUCCACAUCACUGUGCGUACCCAACCUCUGCGAGCCUCACUGGUGGUUAACGGGUCACGGAGGGUGAGGACGCGGGACUCGUUGUAUGGACAGGACAUUGACCAAGCGUCCACUCUGGUGCUACUGCGUUUGGCAGCGGGGGAUCAAGUAUGGAUGGAGACGCUCAGAGACUGGAAUGGGAUGUAUGCCAGCAACGAGGAUGACAGCAUCUUCUCUGGGUUUCUGCUUUACUCUGACAAACCUUGAUAUGCCAAAAACCUGCUCUUCCACUGAACCGCUCCACAAAAACCCCCAAAACUUGUGAUGAGCUACACAUACUUUGGUGUGUUUGUUCCUAAUCUGACUUUUUGUGUCUCUUAAACAAAAGACUGUUUGAGGACUCUGCUAAAGUUUGAUCUGCAGUCCUGGUGGACUUUGGGCUUAAAAUAAUAAAGAUAAAUUUCAAAUCAAUAACUUAACAAAAAAGAUUCAAAGGACACAAUGAAAUAAAAGCAGUAAAACUAAAGAACGUAAAAUAUGCUACAAUACCCAGAGACUCCAAGUCUUCUUCUAUUCCUUUCGGCUUUUCCCUUCAGGGGUCGCCACAGUAAAUCAGCUUAAUCGCAGGUCUGAUUCGCAUAUUUUUUUUUAUGUCAGAUUUCCUUCCUGACAUAACCUUCUGUUAAUGGGCUUGGGACCGGCUCAAUGAGACCUUGAUUCAGCCCCCUUGUGGACAAAACUCAAAAAAUAGCUAAAAAAUAAAAGAAUUCCUAUAAUAAUAAUAAUAAUAGCAAAUUUGGACUAUCACACAAAACACUAUUUUUUGUGAUAUUUAUGCAAUUUUGUGUACAGGGUGUGUUUUCUGCUGACCAAAAAUAUUUAGAUAAUACUACUUAUAUUUAGACCUCACGAGACUUGUUAAUAAAUAAUAAAAGCUAUGUAAACUUAAUUUAAAAGUAGAUGAGAGUUAAAGUCCUAUUUCGUGUCACAAACCUGUAUGUUUGACCCAUCCCCCUCUAUACCCUGGGGGAGGGGUGAGCUGCAGACACAGCUGCAUUCAGGAAUCUUUUAGUUGUUUAACCUCCCUCAUUUAACCCAUUUUUCCCCGAGUAUUUAGUGUCUUUGGUGUGACUUGGCUUGGAUCUCGGGGAAAACACUCUUUGACAAGGCCACUAAGAUUUUGGUGAAAAUGUAUUCAAUGGUUUGGCAUUUAAAGAAAACCUAAGUUGGAGUAUAAAGUUAUAAAAACAGACUUAAAUGACUUUUAAAAUUGUCUAAAAAAUUCCAAAUAAAUGGAGAAAUGUAGAAAAAUAAAAAAAUAUCAACAAAAAAAGUGAGCAGUUUGGAUAAAAAGCUUCUUUCAUUUUUUUAACUUUGACCCACGUGACCUCAUAGCUCUUUUUCUUCCUUAUUCUUGCUCAAGCUUUAUCAGGUCACCAGUGAGACCUGAAGUGCCCACACCAAAGAGGAAGUGAUGCGGCAAUGAAACAACAAAUUUCCUGAGUUUCUGGAGAAUGUCACUGUGAACUGUUACUACUGUUGAUUAUUGUAAAUCCUGUUAGAAUAAGUGUAGCUUUUGGCAGCAGAAAAAUGUUCUAUAUCAUCUUAUUUCCCAUUAUCGUAUUAAUGUUUCUAAUAUAUAAUGA